Messenger RNA from Caenorhabditis auriculariae, 18976 nucleotides. The record is from the annotation of a GenBank genome assembly. Lineage: Eukaryota; Metazoa; Nematoda; Chromadorea; Rhabditida; Rhabditidae.
AUGGCGCUGGCGCCGAAAAAAGUCAGCCGUCGGAAAAGUGAUCCUGGGACAAUAACUCUUCGAGCAAAUGCGGAAAAGUCGUGAGUUAUUGUAUUCAAUGAAAAUGCUCAAUAGGGGUUACAUAGUUGAAAAUUAAGAAUAGCCACGUGCGAACUCCCAUGGGGUGGCGUAAAGAUUGUCGCUCUUACUCCUUUGGAGUUCAAUCAGCCUAGCGGCUCUUUUGUCGGUUUGUCGCCGGAAGUUUUCUGGAUUUCAUCAAUUUCUUCAAGGACAAGCGAUUUUGCUGGAUAUGUUCAAUCUUUUCAAUCGCAAGCUCACAGCCGUUGUCGAGGACGAGCCAUUGGUUGGCAUUUGCUCUUUUUCCAAUAGAACACUGGGAAUUCAGGAGAAGUUACUGAACAAAACUCUUCAACGCGGCGGAGACCCGUACUUUGACAACCUUUGCCGGUUAAUUUCAUUUAGUUCUUAGUUUCAAUGGGCUUUUUGCAGAGCUCUGAAUGGAAUUUGCGAAGUAUGCCUCCCUUCAGUUCUUCAAGUUCUUUUGAAGUGGUACGAACACAUGGAAGAGAACUUGAGUGCUACUAUGACUUCUACAACACUAACGUGAUCGAGAUAUAGUACUCCAACAAUAUUUCCGGCUUUUUCAGAAACGAAAAUAGGCUGAAGCUUGCAAAAAAGUUGCUGGCUGUCAAUUACCUUUUCUGCCUAGUUCUUAUCGAAAUUCUCCCCCAGGUGAACACUUAUUCCUCAUUUUUCUGAUUUUCAAUGGUUUCAGUUGGAAUUCCAUGCAGUUUCUUGUGAGAAUUUCGUUCGAAAACUGUUGGACAUUUGUUUCCGUAACAUUCAGUACAAAGACAUGUUUGAUGCUUUUUCUUUUGGGAUUUUCGAUAAAUUGUUUUAGAAGCGUUACUGGAAUCAAUAAUACUAAUCAUUUGCUCGUGGCAGAAGCCUACGGAGAGGUUAUUGGAGUCCUCUCACUCACCUAUUUCACCAGCAUUCACAGGUAUGCGAUUUUUUUUUGAUUGCCUGAUGAUGUUGUUUCUAGAAUAUUCAUGAACAUGCUGAACGACCUGAGGAAAGAUUCUUCUCCACUGGUGCCUCACCAAAUGAUAGCCUUGAUAAUGGCCAUGAAAUUCGUUAAGAUUAAAGUCGGCGUCUCUUUUUCGCUAGGUCAUUAAAAACGAAGUUUUAGACAAAUCAAGUGGAAGAUUUUGAAAUGGGAGUGAAGUUUCUCGACGACUUAGGAACGUUUCUUCUUGAAGUCAAAGAUAAAGUUCGACUUUAUAUUUUGAAAAAAAUCCAAAUAAUGAGUUGAGGACGUGAAACACGCCGUUACUGGUCUCCUCGUUGAGAUUCUACUUCCCGUCGCAGCUGUGAGAUUCCUCAAAUUUCAAUAAUUAUUUGCUGUUUUCAGCAAAUCAAACGUGAGACGAAUAUUCCGUCGUUGAUCGCCCUCGUCACCAAAUUGUAUGGUCCCACCAAUGAGAUGGCCUCGAAGAAGCACCACAAAUUGGUUUUUGUUCCGAGACACACGAAAACAAAAAUUAUUCUCAGGCCGCCUACCCUUUGCAAACUUGUCUUCUUUGUGUGAGCCAACGGCAAUUUUUCCUCACGAACUGGGUUCCUUUUUUGAAUGUGACGUUGGCAAAUCUCAAGAACCGUGAUUCCAAACUUUCUCGUGUCGCUUUGGAAAGUCUCUAUCGACUUUUAUGGUCAGCAUCUCUAAAACGGAGGGGAAAUCUGAAGUCUUCAGGGUUUACAUGAUCCGAAACAACAGCGACGGCAACACUGCGACGCGUUCUCGACUGGAAUCUAUCUGUGGGAGUCUUUUUCCCAAAGGAAACCGAUCUAUAGGUUGAAAGUUGAUCUUUCUAGUUUCUUUGAGUCCGUGGCUUCAGUCCCUCGCGACGCUCCUCUCAACAUUUUCGUCAAGAUCAUCCACUUCAUCGCCCAGCAGAAACUUGACUUUGCUUUCAAAGUUGAUCUCGACAUUUUUCAUUUCUAUAAACCUUCUUCAGGACGUCAUUUUCGAUCUUCUGUGCUGCAACAGAACUCAGCGCUCGCUGUAUGCCGAGAGAAUGAACAUCGGAAUCCGAGCCCUGAUGGUGAUUGCCGACGGGCUCCAGCAGAAGGACGAACCUCCGGCCAUGCCGAAGUCAAUGGGUCCAUCUGCGAGCGGAACCAUCCAGAAAAUCCGCAAGAAGACCUACAUCACUCGACCUCUUACCGCUGAAAUCGCAAAGUAGUAGAAGAAUCUCAGAACUAGCUGUAUUUUUCCGUUUUGAAGAUCCAUCGGCCUGGAACAGUACUACACGCCUUGUCGAAAAGCCUUCGACUCUAUUUUGAGAACUUUGGAUACACAAAUCGGAAAGCCGUUGAUGAUGCCGUUAAUUCAUGGUCGUGGGAAAGAACCAGAAGAGUUGAUGAGGUGGAAAAACCGUUUCUGAACAUGAACAUGAAGAUUUUCAUUCAGUGGCGAUACGAAACCGAAAUUGGACCUUUUCCGCACGUGUAUUGCCGCCAUUCCACGGUUACUUCCUGAACCGAUGUCGCAUACGGUAAUUAUAAGAAACGGAAUAGUUCUCUUAACAAUAUUCCCAGUUGUGAAAUUAUUUUUCAUUUUUUUCGUUUAUGGCGUCAGCGCUGCCCCUCUAAAACACACGUAUUUUCAAACUUUUGAGAAAAACUUCCUUAAUUGAACUAUCUAUGUUUUCGGAUUUUUUUUUAGAAUAUCUGUUAAACAGUAUCAUAGAAAGAAAGUAUUAGUAUCAUAAAAAGAAAAUAUUAGUAUCAGCCUAGAGACCCUCAAAGGCUCAAGAAAGUAUAGACUUCCCUAGGAGCUCAUCGACAUUUUGACACGAUUGACUGUGCACAUCGAUGAAGAGUUGCGGAACAUGGCCGGUCUCACCCUGCAGAACAUGAUCGGCGAGUUUCCCGAUUGGCGGGAGCACGUCUUCGUCGCCCAGGUCCAACUGCUGCAGAGUCAGAUUUCGGUGCGACGCGGAGAAAAAGGAUAAUUUUGGACGAAAUGUAUUCAGGACUUCUUUCCAAAUGUCCUCGACGACGCUUUGCGGCUGUUGCUGCAGUUGUUGACGACUUGGAAGACGGCGGCUGGCGCGGAGAGAAAAAAGCAAGAUUUCCAGUCGUCCACGGCUCCUUCUUCCAUCGGAUCUUCGUCCCUGUGUUCUUUGCCGGAGAACGUCGCGCUCUCCUCGGCAGGAGAACGAGUUCAGAUCAACUACGCCCCUGUCCUCCACUCCAUCGAAGGCCUUGCUCUCGUCUACUUGUGUCAGAAUAGGUAGGAACUUCCAGUUGAAAGUUUUUUGUGAUUGAAUCGGUUUGAAAUCCGAUCAGAGAACUUUUUAAAUGGGUUUGAAAUCCGAUCAGAGAACUUAGAUUUUCGUUCUUCUGUCAUUGUCCUGAUCCUCUCAAGUAAACUUUCAUCUAAUAAGAAAUAACUAUCGAUUUUAUUCGAAAAUUAUCAGAAUUUGAAAGCCCUCUUUAUCUCUUAAAAUAUGAUUUCAAGAUCGCAGCCACGGAAACUGGCGAUCCAGCUGUUGAAGGAGGUCAAAACGAUCAUCGGACUUCUGGCUAUCGAAGUCUCUCUCUAACUUUUCUGUUUCUUCAUCGAAAUUGAUUUCAGAACACUGAUACUCCAGUGAUAACUGUCCUUGACAAUGCUACGCCAUACGUCGUCAAGAAGUAUAUUGAACAUGUGCCUUUGAGCGAAAGAGUUGGUUAGACAGAGGGAUUCAUAGCAGAAAAGGAGUUUCAGAUGGCUUGGACCAUGGAAUUCGCUUCGGUUUGCGAGAAGAUCGGGUCAAUUGAAACGGACAAUUGUUUGGUGAUUCAAAAGUUGAAAGUUGAAAAAUUGAAAGAAUUCUCUUUUUAGGUAAACAGUGACAAGGGUAAUGAAUAUUUGCAAUGGGAUGCCUGGGCGUGUGCUCUGAGCGGCUAUUCCGAAAGGAAACAUCUCUUGACAAGGUGAUAACUUUUUUCUCUUAAGUCUCUUCUCUACAGGUCGCCGAACGCAUUUUCGAAGGAUCAAUAGCUCUACAGAAAUAAUUCCAGAUUAUCUUAUACCCCUAAUUCUUUUUAACAAUAGUAAAAAAAUCCCAAAAAAUCCUCUUUGCAAAUUCAUCAGUCAUUCGAUAAUUAUUAGAUGCCCUACGGCGAUAAUGACAGCCUGGCCAAUCUUGUUCGCCAGACUGAACGCCGUCAGUGGAUAUGUCGAUCCGAAGUGAGUUCAGAGGAGAUCUGCAACAUCUCAUUGUCUACCCAGCAACCCUCAAAACGAAAGUCGCGCCUCGCUUCUCCGUGGCAGCAAAAGCAAAGGCUCCUCGGCGUACGGCGAGGCCUUGGGCCAGGACGGCUGUCUCUCCCUCUGGCAGAAAUAUUUGAUCCUUUGCUGCGCCUUGGCACCGUCGCCCCAGAACUGCUCCACCCUUCCGCGGAGCUUCAGUCCGACUAAUUCGUGAGGAUACAUUUUUCAGCAAAAGCCAAUUUUCAGUCAAAUUUUAUCAGUUGUUCCUUUCUGAAAAAUCGUUUUCCUGUUCGAAAAAUUGAGUGAUUUUUGGAUGCGACCUCUCAAUCAAUCAAUCAAAAUGUUUUAUUUCUCACACACAAGUACUCUAAAAGGAAGAAACGAUAUAUUUUUUCUCUUUAGAUUCAGCAUCAGUAUGGAUGCUUCGGACGUCUUCCGGUCCGUCUCUUCGUCCAUCAGAUCUAGCCGAGGACCUCUGCCUACAACUCUUUCCCAGCUGUUGUCCAAGUUGUGCACAAUUCUUCGAUGGGAAAACAUGACGGACAUACGGGAUAGCGUCAUUCUCGGCGUUGGAUCCAUGAAUCCCUACGCGUUCGAUUCGCUGAUGGAGGAGCUGAAAGCCUGUGGAAUCCUGCGGGAAGCGAUGGAGAAGAAGGUGGAGACGAAUCUGCGACGUCGCAGGAGGAAAGACCUGCUCCGUCUGCAAAUCAUCCGCCUGAUCGAGGUGUCUCUCUUCUCAAUAAUCUUCAUCAUUUCUCUCAUCUGAAGAUUGCCGUCUUCCGCGGUCUUCUGGAAGUUUCGAUGAUUGACUCUUCUGGAGCACUCAACAGCACUAUCGUUGAAUUUAUCGAUUCGAUGCGUGUUAAUCUUGCCAGUGACCAUGUAGGCUCCGAAGUUCAAGCUUAAAAAGUAGACAUAUCCCAGGAGCGGGAUCUGGUUAUUGUGACACAGCUCCGACUUCACCUGGCCAAGCUCAUUGUUCUGAUUAUAGACUCGACGCCUCCAUUUUCUCGUUCCGGUGAGUCUGAUAUAUUGCGAUCUAUGUGCUUCUUCAGGUUUAUUGUCUUCGGAAAAGCGGCAGAAUCUGUUCUAUUUAUUCAUUGGAUGGUGUUCUCGCUCCAUCACGGCUGGCAGGAAAUGCAAAGACAAGGAGGUUCUAAUUAUCUUCGAAGCUUUCUCAACCGGGAUUCAGGUCGGCUCCUACGUCGAGCAGAAGUCGAUCCUGGCCAUGACGAGGAUUUUGUGCUGCGGGCCCAUUUUCGAGGCGAACAAGUCGAUCGGAGAAGACGGCUAUCUCUACGGCUGGCUCGAGGAGUUUGUCACCAGCAACAAUGCGACGAUGCAAGCCGAAGUCGAAGAACUCCUCGCCUGGGUUUUGGAACUCAACGAGUCGAGUAAUAUUCUGGAUUGGCUCAUGGCGCAGUGCUACCAGCAGGUGAUUGGACUCAAGAGUAUUUAGAAGGUAGCUAUGAUUUGGGUUUUUUUUUUGGUAGACUAUAAUGAAUUUACCACGCUGAGCGGAGGGUUUUACUACCAGAAAUGAUAAUAGUUUCAGAAACAGAAAUCUUCAGAAGGAUAGUUCGUGAGUUUAAAAUCUUAGACAUUAUAUAUAAAGCUUCGAAAAACUACAGUAAAUGUUCUGAAUCACUUAUGUUUUGGGGAUUUGAACACAACAUUUAUCCAAUCUGAGAAAUCCUUUUUUUAAACUUUGUUUUUUUCAAAUUAACUGUAUUUUUUUCUUAAUAGAAAAUCAUCUCGCGUGUAACAGUCCUUCAAUUUCUUUCGGUGUGUCGUAAAGGUUUCUAAAUAAAACAUUAUUUACUUACUAGGGAACGUUUUUUACCCCCCGGUUGAACUUUUGAUGAAACUUCGCUGAAGUGUUCUUUAACACCUCCUGAUUGCAGGACAAGAAAAAUAUUUCUCGCAAUAGAUCUCGUUUUCGAGUUAUGAACCUUCAAAGUCCGCAAAACACGCAAAUUAGGCCAAAAAUACACUAUUUCAAGCUUUUGAAGCGUCCUAACUCGAAAACCAGAUCAAUUGUGAGACAUUUUUUUCUUGUUCUGCAAUCAGGAGGGUCUAAAGUACACUUCAGCGAAGUUUCAUAAAAAGUUCAACCGGGGGGUAAGAAAAGAUCCCUAGUUAGGCCAAAAAAAAAUUUCAAUAUAGAAAGGAAACGAAAUUUGAGAAGCUUUUUUCUGAUGCGUCCUUAUUCAGACGCCUACGGUGGCAUGCCGUUGUUUCAAAGCACUGGUGCGAGUAUUUUCGCGACGCGACUUUCCCUGCGAAUUCGUUUCCCUUUUCGUCCUCUGCCAGUCGAUGCUCGCCGGGCCGUCCACCACGGACUGUGCUGUCCACAUGAUCGAGAUGCUUCGGAAACAGUUCCUCGAUUCGUACGCAAAGACGUCGUUUCCUCCCACAUCCCACUUCUUUCAGAUCUAGCGCUCUUCAAGCAACUUCUCCCAUCCAACCAGUCCACUUCAGGAGCACGGCAAACAUCAUUUCAGUACGAUACUAUCGUUUUCUCUGUUCUCCAUUCGUAUUUCCAGACCCAAAUCGGUCACAGCUUGCCGAUUGAGCAACAGAAAGUCUGUCGUAGGCUAGCCAACGCUUACCCUCAUCUCACUGUGACUAUUUUCAGCGGUAUCUCAAACUGAAGAGUGUGAUCUGAGAAUUUCCGUUUUUCGCAGAAGUUUCGUAUCGAUUGGAGUCCACUACUUGCUCCAGUCGUGCUCAACUCUUGGCACUACUCCAGCCGUGGAUAGCCAAUCUCGAACUAGUUGAUCCGAACGUGGUUGACGAGGCUUUGGAAGGACCUCGAGGCUGGGGCUCCGAAGAGGCGACGCAACUCGUUCUGAACAACUUGCUCCAUUUGACAGCUACUUUUGGAGCUGAUCAUGAAAAGUGUGAAAUCCCAAAUGACCGAAGAAAAAACCCUUUUCAGAGAGCUCGGUGAACUGUGGAAGUCUUUGGCGGUUUCUUUUCCCGCCAACCUUCCUGCGAUUCUCAACUACUUCUACACGGUCACGUUGCUGUCGCAGGACACCUUGUUGCCUGUGAUGAAGAGGGUCUGCGUGAUCAUCUCCGACGUCGUCGGCAACAGGCUCGCGACUCUGCUUCUGGAGUGGCUGAGCGGCUCGCAGGACUCGGUCCGCGUCGUCCUCGAACGCAGUGACAUUCCGCCUUUCUACAGAUGGCGUGACGAUUCUGUCGACCGCAAGGUAUCUUUUUCGUCUGGGUUACAGCGAAUUAUGAACGAUUUUAGGAGAAGAGUGAUGCUCCGAGCUCGCCUUUGAGAGAUUCGCAGGAGCUGAAGGUUUGAAGUCGUUUUUUAGGGGUUCGGUUAGAUUUGAAACUGUCUCGUGAAUAAGCUCCGAGUUCUUUGGUUUCGAGGGGAACGGAAAACGUUUAAGAAAAUCAAUUUUUUUUUUGGUUAAAACCAACCUUAUCAGUUCCUUUCCUCAUAAAAUUUGAAAUGAUCAAAACCAUCUUCUCCAUUUUUUUUUUGGUUUUCAACGUGAGACUCAUUUUUCUUUAUUUUCUUCAUUCAAGGACGAAACUAUAAAAGAUGGCGUGAGACUUCUUCCGAUGCCAGCCUACGGAGGCCAUUAUUCUCAACUUUCUACGCUUCUGCCGCCAACUACACACCCUGUUCAGUUCUUCAACAAGUAUAAAGAUCGGAAUAAAAACCAAAUGUUAUGAGAAUCUUUCACAGAAGUGAAGUCGGUUUGCUCCUCGUUUGUGACAUCAUCCGAGCUGCGUCGGACGUCGACUGGUCCGAGGCGACGCCGGUUCUUCUGCACGCCGGAGUUCUUUCUCUCGAUUCCCUUCGUCCAGCUCUCUGCCGUCAUGCUCGUCAGGUCCGACGGGAUUAUCUAUUUCUGGAAGACAAAUCACAUUUUCAGACUAUCAUCAAUGUUUGUCUGCUUUUUGUUGAUAAAACUUCGUUGACGCAAGUUUCUUCGAUUCUUCUGAAAAAUGAGGUGCGUUUCAAGUCGAUUUGUUUUUCUAUUCGAAGACGUUAAACGGAUGGUCUUGAAUCUUGAAAGAGAAGCGUUGCAUUGAUUCAGAUGGUGCAGUCACAUGCAGACGGCUCCUCUGACUUGACCGGAGAAUCAGCCGUCGCCGUCGCUCGCGGAGAAUCGCCGUCAUUUGCAAGGGCAGCCGCAGACGAGUACCGAACCAUGCUUCUCGAGAAUCCUUGCACCUUUUCCUCUUCUUCCGAUCUCGUCGCAGCCAUCGUCUUCUGUCUGAGUGAAAAGUUGCUCCUUCCUACAUCUGUGAGUUGUAUCGUGAUGUUCAGCAUGGACUGGCCUCUGUGGGCCAACGAGGAUGCGACUCCGCGGAACUGGCGAGUCCCGAGCGCGGCCCAACUCACUUGCCUCGUUCAAAGAGUCGCCCAGCUUCUGAUCGGAAACAUCCCGAUGGUGGCCAUCAUGUGGACGCAGUUGGCCAUGAGAAUGGCUUUGGCGACUUCACAACGACACAGUGCCGGACGGUGUUUCCAGGUUAAUAAGAGAUUCAAUUAAGCAUCAUACAAAAAAGGUACGAUGAAAAAGGAAAGUCUGAAUGACUUUUCAACUUUUUUAUGUCUUUAAGUUUUAGAAAAUAUAAAUUUUGAGUUAAGAAAAAACUGUACGAAAAUUGUGAAAUGACUCACUAGUGAGGUUAAUUUUUAAAAAACCAGUGAGCCGAAUAAUACUUUCUUUGUUCUUUAAUAAGAUCGCCAUUUUCUCUUGUUGCUGAAAGUUGUACCAAUAUUUUGUUAGUCUCUUUAAUUUUAUUUUUCUUACUCUAUUCUCUCACAUCUGAAGUGAGGUAGUUGAACUUCACGAAUCCAAAUAACUAAUAUUUUCUUCGCAGAUCGUUUCUGCCUUGCGACAACCUCCAGGCGCCUGGGUUCCGUCGUUGAUGAGUCGUUUGGUAGAAACGGCUGGCGAACAACACGAAGAGACGCAAGCCUACGUCACGGACCUGCUCAUUUGCCUCAUCGAUAGCGCUUCUAACAUCUCACCGGUCUGUAUCGGUCUCACCUUGUCGGUUCUAAAUAUUCCCUCCAGUCGAUAGAGUCUGUGAUCAUUCGCGGCUCAAUAUCGCCGACGCAUGCCCGAUCAACCUCUUAUACUCCGGCUCUGGUCCGACAGUCGGUCCUUUGCUCCCGAGUUCAGCACCAACACGACAAGAAAGGUUCGUCAUACAUGAACACAGGAUAUAAUACUGUAUCCCUGUGAGAUGAUCAAAUUUCCCAGUUUUGAGAUGUUUUUCUGUACCUGUGUCCACGGAUCCUUUUUUCUUUCUGUCCUCUUUUCUUAUAUAUGGAAAUGGAAGGAAUCAGUCCUUUCUCAAAAGAACAGUGUUUCAAAAAGUGACUGAGAUAAGAUUUUUUGGUUUGAUGUUAGAGUCUCACGCCCAUAGUUUCAGACGCGCGACUGUCGUUGCUCGUCUCUGACAAGGAGUCGUGGUCCGUCGCCACUGAGAAGUUUGUGAGGAGCAAAAGUGCCGACCAGUUGAAGACUGACCUGGAAGCCGAUGAAGUGCGUUGAUAUUCCAUUUGGAGAGAACUACAUCAAAAAUUGCAAAUCAAGGUUAUUAUUUUUUCCAGGAAGUCAACGCUCGGACGCAAAUGUGCGCCAUCGCUUUGGCUCUGCUCGAGAGCGGACUCGACAACGAGUUUCUGCUGGCGUUGAACUUGUUGGACAAGGUUCUGGACAUGGGAACGGCCCAAAAGCUGCAGUGCCUCCACAAGCUGGACAAGAUGAUCGCGCAGCUCGAGUGGAAGAACUUCGACGGCAUCGUUUCUCUUGUGAUCCGAGGUAGGCCUGUGAACUCAAAAAAGAUCUUUUGAUUUUUCAAUUUCUACAAACUUGUGCUAUAUAAUAACAACUUGAAUGCCUUAAUUGCCCUAUUAGAACCUCCAAAGCAUACUUUUUUUCCGAUUCACUCUUUGAAAUCCUUUAAAAGAAUAUUUUGAGCUGAAUUUUCGAAAGAUUCACAGAAGGAUAGUGUAAUCUUCGAGGUAAUCGAAACAGUGACCGUGUGAUUUUUUGAAAUAAGCCUUUCAAAAUUUGAUGUAUAGAUGCUGUUAGAACGUUGGUCCCUCAUGGAAGUUCUCCUCACCGAUGAAAAAAUUAGUGAGUAGCCUAAAAUGUGGAGAUAAAAUGCGAACAUGGAAAUGUGAACGGUUUUGAUGCGGUUCGGCGAUAAGCACGACGAACGUCGUUUUUUUUAUCGCACCCAUGAAUCAAAGUCGUGUGCCCCUGUCUCUCCGACGGAGCGACGUUGCACUUGAAGAGUCUGAUUCGAUUAACUCAGGUUCGGUGGUAUCGAUCGCCUACGAAGCCUCGAUUCAGGCGCUCAUCCGUCUGUGCGACGUGCUCGAUGAAGACGUCGUCGGCGGUUGGAGAGGAUGACGUUGGCACAGAAUCUGAAGACGUGCGGAUUUCAGGUCACGACAGCAUCGCCUUGUUCGUCGCCCACACGCUUCCUUACAUGCUGCUCAACUUUGACAAUCCCAACAGCCUGGCCAUUGACGCUUCGAAUGCCAUCGCAGCUGUUGGAAGGAUUACAAGACUGAAAAGAAUCUUUUUGUUUAGUUCUGCCGACAAGAAGUCCAGCGAGUUGAAAAAGCCCCUUCAGACCAUCCAUUCAUUCAUUUAGCUACGGUAAGCGGAAAAAAAAGUUCGAAAAAGCCAAAAAAUGCAAGAAAUCGAAAAUUUUUGGAACUUUUUAAUUGGCUGUCGCAUUGAAGAAAGUUUUCUUUUGAUCAUUUUAUUCAGCUUCACUAGGAAAUUUUCUUUAUCUCUCAAAUUUGGUGGCUCCGGAAGGUCGCAAGUGAUAAGAUUUCAGGUGAUGUCGCAAUACGCCUCGAAGAGCUUCCAGAAGGACGGUCUUCAAUUUGCCAAAUGUGUACUGCAGUACAUCUGCGACGGCGUUAUGGGCAUCAAUAUGGACGCGAUUGUCUGUCUUCUGGCAGAGGUUAUCCUUUUCGCCAAAGCUUUCGUUAUGAAUUGAAGAAGAAAAAAACUUCGUUUUGGUCAUGAUUUGUAUUUUCUACCUAUUUUACUCAGUCACUAUUUCAAGGUUGAGACUCAAUAGUUGCUACCAGCACAAACUCUUUGUUUUAGAGCUUUGAAGGUUUAAUUUUUUUAAAUUUUUAAUAGGUUCUAACAUGUGCAAAGCCCUAAUUUCAAGAAUAGAAGUUUGCACAGGUUAUAAUAUUUAUCUAGACUUUUCAAAAGUUUUCCAGCGAGCUCUACACGGUUCUCAAUUACACACUGGAUGGACUUUGAUUAUUAUUUUUUAUGCUCCCUUCCUUCACUUCCACUGAGUUUUAGAACUAACACAGUAGGUCAAAAAGUCGCUCCCACAGAAAAAAAGACAACAAAAGCGGAUAAGGCGAUUAUCGCGUGUGGAAAUCGCGGAGUGACAAUUUGUCGCGUCGAAGAUCGUCGCCCCGCAAUAGGCCACCUCCAAAAAUAUGUUUCCCACAUUGACAAGGCAAGGCAGCGGAAUCGAUGGUUAUCUCAGUGUAUACGACGGUUCCAAUCGUCACGGCGAAUCUUGACGGACGAAGCAACAAAGUGACAAACUUCCAAUGUGACAGACGGAUCCACAGUAACCAGCCCUGGCUCUUGCAACUGUUAUGGCGGAGCUAGAAAAGACAAAUUUCUAGUGGAAUUAUUGAGAAAAUGAUAGCAAGAGUUUCCAUCCAAGAAUUUUCAUUAUUUUAUUCUCAAUCUGCAUAGCUUCGGUUAAGAACCGUAAGAAAAUAGGCUCUAGCCGCUCUUGCAAGAUUUUUCGAAAUAUUAUUCUGAAGGUGCUCCUGUGUUGACCAACUUCUGUACUAUGAAACAUUGAAAUCUCAUUUCAGAAAUGUAUAUUUUUUUUCAAAAGCCUCUCUCAAAAAGGAAGCAGCCCGUUGAACUCAAAAAUCAAAGUCCAGCUUUUUCCAUUUUAUUCUAUUCCUUUUUUUAGUUUUUUUUUUCUUGAUCAUUGAGAGUUUUUGAUGAAAAUUUAUUCUAAACGUUUAUAAGAAAGGGGUAAGAAUCUGAAUUGAAGAUUCUGGAGCGCGGCUGGUCGUCGAUGCAAGGCUACGUGCUGCACAUGAUCUUCCUCCUGGUCCAGCACAGCCACAACACGGCGCUGUCGCCUCUGUCGCUGAACGCACAGGUGGCUGAGAAGUGUCGAUCCGGAAGCACCUGCUCGCAUACGGUUUCCCUCGAACAACGGUGUGAACCGCCUUUUUGGCGCCAUCCUUUCCAGAUUCGGAAAUUGGAUAACGGCCAACUGCUAAUCCCAAUAAUUCUUGUCGGGUUUCGCGUCAGAUCUAUCAGCUAUUGCAAUUCGAUACAAUCGCUCGCCGUAUGGAGUCCAUUAACGCUUGUUACCUUUUUUGGGUCUUUUUGGUCCCGCGCGGAAUUCUCUACAAUAUGUAGGAUGACAUUAACGAAGAAUUAGGCAAACCAUCAAAGUAAAAAAAAACCUAAGGAUAAGUUUUAUUGAAUGAUUUCCGAGUAAAAGUCUUAUUUUUCACUUUUUGUCAACUCUAGUUCAAACGCAGAACUCAUUAUACACGAGAAAGAGAAGUCGACUCAGAAGUCCACAUUUAACAUGAAAAGAUAUACUUUCAAAAAAUCCACUAUUUCAGUUCCAAGAAAUUCGUAAAAAGAAGAAUGCAAGGUUCAUUUCACUGCAAAUCUAGAAAAAUAUGAAGAAUAUUAACUCCUAUAAAAAAAUCCAGUAUUUGGAAAGUUUGGAGAUAAAUUGUUUUAUCGAGCUUGACUUACAGUGAAAUUCUAUUCAAUUUUACUGAGAAAAUUUUGGACCCCUAAUUUUCGAUAGUGUCUUCAUAUCUACGGUAGGGAGAUCUGGCGGGAACCGACGGAUAGGGUUAGCGGCAACGCAUUUUAUGAGAUUUUGAUUGACGCAUGUCGGCGGGUCGACCCGUGUUAUGACCGUAUGCUGGCAGGGCGGCUUCCGUCUGAAGUCUCAUCUUCUAUUGUCUAUUUGUGGCGUUUUUCAGGUGAUACGCAGCGUCUCGCGGCACUUGCAGGUGAGUCGUCAAUUUUAUGAUCUUCUCAAAGGUUUUCGGGACUCAUUUUUUUUGGUUUUGGAUAUCCGGCUGAUGUAUGCGACAGUCAGGCGCCUGGUCUAGUCUCCUUUUAUUGAAAUAAAAUGUCUUUUAUAGGAAUUUAUAGCCGCUUUCCAGGAAAAUGACGAAGAGGUCAUAAUAUUAUGAGUUUUUUUUCGGAUGUGAGAUGUGAGAAAGGGAGAUUCAAAGUCAUAACAUGGAAGAGUGGAUCUAGUUAUUUACCGGCAAAGCUAUAAAUCUUCAGUUUUGUGUUUUAAGCGAAUAGUUCAGUAUUUGGCGAGAAGAAAAAUUUAUGUAGUUCGCCUUUUUUGAAUGGAAAAGCUGAAAAAAUGAAUCGAAGUUAAAUUUGACAAUUGAAAAAUAGUUUUACAUUCUUCGAACUGAAGCCUGAGAUUUCAUGAAAAAAAUUGUUCAGUCGUUUAGGCUCAUUUAAUAGCUAAAAGCUUCAAUAAAAGUAUGUCUUUACAAUUUUUCGAGUUGAAUCUCUUUAGGCUGUUAGGUGCUUGUGUACGAUUUGACGGUUUCUUCUCAGGGAGUUCACUGGAAGGAAGCGUCCCGCGUUUGCAAGGCCGUGGUGGAGAAGCUGCGCGACGAGGCGACCGUGACGGCGAUCGCCGCGGGAAUCAUCAUCGAAGGCGGCAUCGUUGUAAGUGCCAACAGAAACACCUGUUUCCAAGCGCCGACAUGUGCGACCGACUGAAAUGCGACACUGUGCUGCUGGCCCCUCGCUACCGCAAAACCAUGUUAAAUUGUUAAUGACUUGGGUAGCGCGACGGCUUCUUUGAUUUCCGCCGCCAAUUGCUGGGAAAUUAGCAAAUUGAGAAGUUUUUCAAUCCGAGAAUGUGGUAUGCCAAGGCUUGAAACUGUACUCAGAGCGCUCUUUCUCCGAAGAAAUCAUAGAAAAACGAAAAGAGCACAUCAUAAAGAAAGAGCAGAAAAUCUAGAAGGUUUCAGCUGUAUUGUCAAGUAUAUAUAUAUUUGAUAGUUUGAAGAAUACUAAAAAAAACUUAAUCCCUCUUAAAGUGCUUCCUAGAAAUUAAUCUUUAAAAAAAUGUUACGGAGAAUAUAAUAUGAAGGUUUAUUGGCGAAACCGGUAGAUGAAAUGAAGUUCAACAGCAAAGAAAGGAAACUGAAAUUUCAAGUCAAUUUUUAAAAACUUUUUUUAAUUUUUAAUUUUUUUAAUAAUUUUUUUCAUAUUCUAAUGGAAGUGUUUUUUAUCAAUAAACUGAAGAGAAGAAAGGGAACAAGGAAAAUUUCACGAUUUUUCCCCAAAUAGUUAUUCAGAACUGCUUGGAGACGGGCUCGAUGCUGGAUCUUCUGCCGGCCUUCGUCGCGGCGACUUCGAAAGAAGAUCGUGCGAUGAGUCCCCACUCGCCACGGAAAACCAUCGAUGGACCGCCGUUCGCCGGGGCGAGCACUUUAAGAAGAUUGCCACCGGCACAUGUUCGUUCAACGCGAUUGUCCAUACAAAAUGGCUGGUACAGAUCCGAGUUCGCGAUCACCUUGUUGGUGUCUUGUCUGCGUCGGGCUUGCGGAUCGGCAUCCCUUCGGCGACGUCGCUGGUCUUCUCCCGAAGCGAACUUGGCAGUGCUGCUUCGUCCACCGACAGAAUCGACGCUUCUUCUCAAGUAUUUUCCAUUUUUUCCUGUAGAAAUAGUCUUUUCAUGCAUUCCACAUCUAGUUUUUCUUUUCAAAACUUUUUUUCCAGGAAAUUGCCUCUUCCGCCUCUUUGGCUGAUCCUGCCGCAAGCAUCACUGAUUCGUUUCCACGAGUCUUCAAAGUAAUCGAAUCUAUAACUUGACUAAGUUCUCAUACGAUUUCAGGAGUUUGAUUUCCUCGAAGCGGAGCAUGACAGCGUCUCCGAGACGACGGACAGCUGCUUCGGAUGGCUGUCGACGAUGCGAGCCACGACAAGAUCUGGAGAAAACGGAGAUGACCGCCACUCCGUCACGCGCAACUACGACGACGAGGAGAACGAAGACGAGGUUUUUAGUCUUUCCGACGUCGUCUAAGCCGUUUCCAGGAGUCUGAGACGCAUACUACGAGCCAGGAUGAUCCUUCGUUGGGAAGAUUCUCCAGGUCUUCUAUCGAUGACGAAGAAGAACGCACGCCGUGUCCUUCAGAAGGCUGCGACGUCGACCAAGAUGAUGAUGGUUCCGAAAUCGGAAAGAAAUGUUUAGCUAGAUAGUUUAGAUGUUCUUGAUGGUUCGGCUUGCGAUGAAGAAGAAGCUCUGCGAAUCCGCCUAGGAUCAGCCAUGCUUUCCUCUUCCCAUUUGUCUGAUUUUCUCUUUAUCUCUCAACAAAGUCUCAUUUCAGAGAACACAUUCAAGACACAAGUAUCGACGGCUCUUCGGUUUGCGCCUACAGCCAUACCUCGGUCACCGGCGAUUAUUAUCCUAACCGCGUUCGAACUCUUUCAGUCCAGUGUCUUCAUCAUCUUGAUGGAAAGGUAAAGAAUAGCUGAAGAAAAAAAAACUUUUUUAAAUGGAAGUUAUUGAAAAACUUCGAUUCGAGUUCAAGCUUCACAUUCAGAUUCGAAGUUAACGUUCAGUGAAGUUUUGGAGGACUGGCAAUUUUUGAAAAUCUGAACGUUUGGAACAUUCAGAAAUGUUCGAUAAGUUGAAAAACUACAAUAUCCUUUUUCUCACUAUUUUGAAAUGAAUCGUGAUAUUGAGAUGAACCUGUAAGUCUCUCCGACUGGGAAAAGUUUUCCGAAUGUUUUGAAAAAAAAAAGUCACAGUUACUGUAUGAGAAAGUUGUUCUCCAAACAACAGUUGGAUUGACUUGAAGUCUGCUCAAUGAUGUAUUCAGGUGGAGAACGACUGGACGAGUGCGAUGAGCGAGCUGAACGACGACGUCGACGGCGAGACGACGGCCUUCGCGACACUUAUCGCUGCCCAAGUCUACAAGGUAGUCGUCGGCCUCGGGUUUCAGCGACUUCUCGCCAUUUUCGCCACUUUGUCAUACGAUCACGCGUGCAAAUAGUCGCAGUGCGAGCCUCCCGCACACAUGCUGUCACUAAUCUCGCCCUAUCCGGUUGCAAAUUCGCCAAAUCCCGCUGCCGUGUUGACUGCGACGCCAUCCGUAGUCGAUGUCCUAGUUGGACCUCGGCAGAAAUUCGAUCGGCUCUAUAAAUAUGCUCGCUGGCAACUUUCGAAUUUUACUGAAGGUGUAAUAGGGGCUCAGAUCAUCUGCGAGAACAUCUUAUCAGGCCCAUCGUAGAUGGUCCAAAAACUUCUUAGAAAAGGUUUCUUAGGUUAAGUGCGUAAAUACUAUAAUAGGCAGAAGUCUGUUUAUUUACAAAAAAGGUUUUUUUCAAAAGGUUUUUGAAAAUCAGCAAAAAAUACCCGGAGUGGACGAUUCCUGACCAUUUCUCUUUACGGCGAAAAGUAAAAAAAUUUUUGCUAUUAUGUUUGAAGGGUUUGGUAGUACGGUCAGCUUCUCAUACAUGAUCCAUGAAAUUUCGAAAAUCCAUCAAAGUUUCCUAAUUUUAAUGGUUACGUUCAGAGAUAUCAUCUAUUACCUACAUAAUUGAUUCAUUUUUUGAAUAAGUUCCUCUUUUCCUUUCCGUUUCCCGCUUUGAGUUAGUCGAACCUUUUCCAUUGAUAGAUUUUUAGCAGUGCUCAUUUUCCAGAUGGUUUCAUUCAUUUUUUGAAACUGAUUCUCGAUUUAAAACUCUUUUCACUCGAUUUUUUGCAGGCGAGUUGCGGAAACGUGUGCGAUUUGCUGAGAGACGCCUCUCACUUGCUGUCGAACCGGUCGCUGUCGCGCAGCUUCAUCAAUGCUCAGGAAGUGAGCCGCAGUUCAUUGGAGGCUGCCUGGGCCUCGACAUAAUGGCCCCUGAAUGUGGUGUUUUUCAGGCGCUCGCCAAAGUUGUCGACUUCCCUUUCCUCUUCAUCACCGAGCAAUUUGUUUGACAAAUCGGCUCAUUGGCGGUUCUCCUAAACGAUUGCCUUUUUCAGAUGCGCGGCUCGCCUCUUUUGCAACGACUGAAGCUGUCGCUUUACGAGCUCAAGGAGCACUGGGAGACGUUUCAUGAGCGAAAAGAGCAGUGUCAGAAGGUGUGCAAAAUACAAAAGAUAGAUUGACCGGGGAUAUGAAGCGUUUGAAAAGGAACUACUUACAAAGUAUGAAAGUUCGAUUCUCAGGGGGAACGUCUUGCAAUUUUUGGAACCGAGACAUUUGAAAUCUUUCAGUAAAAAUUUGUAUGGUUAAAAAAAGAGGUUGAAGACGAAUUUUCUAAAAAAUCUUGUAAGAAUGCAAGUUUUGACAAUUAAUGGGGUUUACCGGCUAUUCACUUCUACGAAUGGGCUGGAAAAAAAUUAUAAUUUUUUAGUAACUGGACGUUCAAUUUUUUUCGAAUUUUCAUUUAAACGCUGAAAAAAAUAAGGAUUUUUCAGACGAUUAUACCUCUCAAAUACUAUUUAAAGUUAAAAGUUGUCACCAAUCUUCACAAUCACUAUUUUUAAAAAAAAAAUCCAACAUAACUGAAACUUUCAUCUUGAAAAAGGAAUAUAAAUCAUAGCCGAAACUUCAGGGACGUUCCUCCUUGUUUGCGUAAGUGUUCUCAUUGCGAUCCUAUCUUGAGUUAUUUCCCUCUCUGUCAGCAUAAAUUCUGCAGCGCCACCCCGGUGUCUGAAAGGCGCCAGGAUGUUUUUGUGCCAAAGAAGAUGUCCCGAAACUGAAAUGAAUACCAAGAUCCGACGAAGGCGUUGUGUUUCUUAAUUUGCUCCGUCUCCGGAAAGCCGACGCACAUAUAACGUUGAAUAUUGCGCGUGCAUAUGCGCCCAUGAACAGAGGAAUGUCCUCUCUUUUUUCUUUUAUGACAUUACAACCACCGGAGUAUGAGGAUUAACGAGAAGGAUGAAAAAGAGGCUCCGGCUAUUCACUUCUGAGCGGCUGGCUCCUGUUUAAAUGUUUGGAAGUGUUUCUUUAGGCAAUCUCUGAGUGGUAUCAUAAAGUGGAAACGAGAAAACCCCUGAUUUUUUGCUGUAGUUUUCGCAGAUUUCCGUUUUUUUUCUCCAUUAACAAAUAUUUCUACAACAGUUUCCAGUAUGAAGUUUAAGAAAGAAGGAAUUCAGUUGAAAAUUCCUAAGGUGAGCAAUCAAAGAAAGUGUUUUCUUCCACUUCUUAUUUAGUUUCAGUGAAAGUACGAUUUUUUACAGCAAGUAUUGAAAAAAAAAAAUCGAAAAAUCAUUGCAAAAUGAAUAACUGAAGACUCUGAAGUUAAGAAAUUUUUGGUCGGUUUUUUUAUUCCUCGAAGGGUUUUUCAACCGCUUCUGAACUUGAUACUAUUAAAAAAAGACGUCUUUUUCGAAAAAUAAUGAAAAUAUUUCAGGCGCUCAACUCUUUGCGAUCAGCUUAUAAACUAUCAGCUUUGGGAGGCUCGACGGCUUCUCUCAGCUCUAGCACCGUAAAUGUUUCUUGAUUGUGCAUACUUCCUUUCUGGAAUCUAGGAACUGGACGUCGGUCGUCUACUCAAUAAACUUCUCUUCCAAGUGAUGCUGAUGAGCGACUCCCUGAAAGACAUGACCAACGUGGUCAAGAACUCGACCAACUCUCAAGUGAGCACUUACCGUAUUGUGAGCAAAUCUGCUAAAGCUUUCGCGGCUGGCUGCGUGUGA